AUGCUCAUCAAGCAAACCACAUCGGCAUUCUUUAGUCAACUCGACGAACUAAUUCGUUCCGAAAAUGACGGCAAAUCUAGCUCGGCCUCUGUUUUGGCCAAGCUUGGGACGCCUUGUGCCUCGGUUGCUAUUAUGGAAGACGGCGUCAUAUCGUCCCACUGCUUCUCAGCUGGACUAGAAAACACAGAGACUGUUUUUCAAGCUUGCAGUAUAUCGAAACCAACAUUUGCGGUUGCAUUGCUGAAGCUCGUUGACGAGGGCAAGAUUACACUCGACACCCGCAUUGGCGAUGUACUACCACAAGAUGUAUUAAAUGCCUUGACAAAAGACACUUCUGCUGCCGAGAGCUCUGCCGUCAAGGGAAUUACCAUUUCACAACUUCUAAGCCAUACUUCUGGCCUCUCUCAAGGUGGCUUCCCCGGUUAUUCUGUCUUGGACGAUUCUCGAAUUCCAACACUGCGCGAAGUUUUAUCCGGAGCGAAUCCUGUCAACACUCUGGAUGUGCACUUGCAAGGGUUCCCUGGCCAGUCGUACUCUUACUCAGGCGGCGGUUUCGCAGUACUUCAACUUGUCUUUGAGACCAUCACCAAGAAAGAUUUCGCCACGGCAAUGCAUGAUAUCCUACUAGGACCUUUGGGAAUGACGAGAUCCUCAUUCCACCCGUUACCGACUCAAGAGAAGAAUGCAGCCAAAUGCCAUUGGAAUGGCUAUACUCCCUGCGAAGAUGCUCAGCGAGUCAACCCUGAACAAGCUGCUGCAGGUUUAUGGACUACACCAAGUGACCUCUUGAAGCUUGUCAGAGCUGUACAACAGUCUCUCCAACGUUCCGACAACACUGGCUUUCUUCGACAAGAAACAGCUAAGAGUAUGCUGACAGUAGUGAAAUCAGAUGUCGCUCUCUCAUGGUUUAUUCCUGGAGACCUGAAGACUGUCUUUAGCCACGGCGGUAGCAAUUGGCCAGGCUUUAGAACUUAUGUUGCUGGAUACGCCGAUCUUCCGGGGGCAGCCAAGGUAAAGAUACCAGAAAACUGCGGCAUCUCCAUCAUGACGAACGCCGUUGAGGGAGACAUUGUGGUAUGGAAACUACUUCAGGCUAUUGCGUAUUUGAAGAAAUGGCCAGAGAUCCCUUUGCCGCUAGGUUAUACAAGAGUCCUGCCAUUCAGAGCCCACAGAGGCGAAACCGGCACGCAGUGGAAGCGUUGGUUGGGUAAGUGGACAUGUGGUGAAAAGGGUUGGAGCAUUGAAGCCAAUGAAAGUGGGAACCCGACGAUUCGAUAUGGCCAAUUGUCACCCUUCCCAUUGGUAUCAGCAGCAAUGUCGGCUACGAUUAGGGAUGGCAAAACACAAGCUACUAACCUGAUGGUAAGCGGACUAGACGUUCUGGUAUACUUUUGUGAAGACGAUACAAUCGAGAUAGUCAAGGGAAGGGGUCAGCAAACUACCAAGUUGACUAGGGCAUGAGUUUGUCUACGCACAAUUUUCUAAAUGUAGAGGUAUAUUAUACGAACG
Messenger RNA from Trichoderma harzianum CBS 226.95, 1509 nucleotides. RefSeq lists its product as hypothetical. The record is from RefSeq and is a predicted model, not a curated record. The transcript has a single exon. The coding region runs from base 1 to 1461 and encodes 486 amino acids. NCBI's taxonomy places the organism in Eukaryota, Fungi, Ascomycota, Sordariomycetes, Hypocreales, Hypocreaceae.